Messenger RNA from Nomascus leucogenys (northern white-cheeked gibbon), 721 nucleotides. It is a transcript of the gene CHCHD10, whose product is annotated as coiled-coil-helix-coiled-coil-helix domain containing 10. Gene Ontology annotation, biological process: mitochondrion organization. The record is from RefSeq and is a predicted model, not a curated record. Gene Ontology annotation, cellular component: nucleus; mitochondrion. NCBI's taxonomy places the organism in Eukaryota, Metazoa, Chordata, Mammalia, Primates, Hylobatidae.
CUUUUUUGCGCCGGCUGUGACAAGCGCUGCGGCAUUUGUCCCCGCGACAGCACCGCUGCCGCCGUCUCUAAGGUCGCCUGGGUCCCACCGCCGCCACCAUGCCUCGGGGAAGCCGCAGCGUGGCCUCCCGGCCAGCCAGCCGCCCCGCCGCGCCCUCUGCCCACCCCCCCGCGCACCCACCGCCCUCGGCAGCCGUCCCAGCCCCCGCCCCUUCGGGCCAGCCGGGGCUCAUGGCUCAGAUGGCGACCACGGCCGCAGGGGUAGCCGUGGGCUCGGCUGUGGGACACGUCAUGGGCAGCGCCCUGACCGGAGCCUUCAGCGGGGGGAGCUCGGAGCCCUCCCAGCCUGCUGCGCAGCAGACUCUUGCACUGUACCCCCAGGCCCCCACCCCCGCUGCCCCCCAGCCCCUGCAGAUGGGGCCCUGUGCCUACGAGAUCAGGCAGUUCCUGGACUGUUCGGCCACUCAGAGUGACCUGUCCCUGUGUGAGGGCUUCAGCGAGGCUCUGAAGCAGUGCAAGUACAACCAUGGUCUGAGCUCCCUGCCCUGAAGAGGUCAGUGCAGACUCGGGGGCCAGUCCUGCACCCACCUCUACCCCUCGCCGACAGCCAGACCACAACAACAGAUUGUACCCGGAUAGCUGGGAUUGGAAGUGAGGAGGUUUCUCACCCCACAGAUAACCCAAGACACAAAUGUGCAAUUAAAAGUUUAUUUUAGACCACA